GUUUAUUUCCGGUGUGAUUCAGUUCUAGAAACAUAAGAAAGUGUACAUUUUCAUUUAUUUUCUGUCGUCAUUUUUAGCCACGGUAACGUGUAAGCGAUUGUUGAAAAUUAAUUUUACUUUAUGUUCGUUCGGAGCCGAUCGUAAACCGCGUUCUAAUUGCGUGCGAUCUCCUUUUGGAGAGGUUUCACGAGGUGCUUCGUCAUAGAUAGUGGAAGGUUCGCGCGGCCGGCGACUGCGGAGCCGUGUUUUCCUGGUGCCAGCUUCAGUGAAGCCAGGAUCAACGAUUCAUCCAGUCUGUCAGCUCUCGUCCAGUGGGGCGUUACCGUUUUAUAUGACUUUAGCAAGAUAUAUAGAGACAUCAGUACAGUGCGAGGAGAGCGGUCGGUGCGGCGCGACGAGGAGAGCGGCCGGCUGCCGUCGAGCGUGCAUGACUCACACAACACUUAGCACUACUGCUCGCAGAAGAUCAAAAUUUUGCAGUAACCGCCAUCGGAAGCUGCUGCCGCUGCGGCAGACGUGACUGCAGCCCGCUGUCGCGCCCCGCGCCCCCGUGACGCGCCGCGCCACAUGCCCCGCUAGCACUCCCAGCCCGGAACAAGAAGCAGUGGGUACAGCCCGGUUUAGUUAGUUAGUUGUAUUCAUAAGCACCAACCAUGGGUUCGCUCAACGUGAACCGCAAUGUCGCCGACGCCUUUUACCGCUACAAGAUGCCGCGCAUCUGCGCCAAGGUCGAGGGAAAAGGCAACGGCAUCAAGACUGUCAUUGUCAACAUGCCUGAGGUCGCCAAGGCUCUUGGCCGGCCAGCUACAUACCCGACGAAAUACUUCGGGUGCGAGCUGGGCGCGCAGACACAGUUCGACUACAAGAACGAGCGCUUCAUCGUCAACGGAUCCCACGACUCGGCCAAGCUGCAGGACCUGCUGGACGGGUUCAUCCGCAAGUUCGUCCUCUGCCCCGAGUGCGACAACCCGGAGACGGAGCUGAUCGUGUCUACCAAGCGGAACACUAUCUCGCAGGGCUGCAAGGCUUGCGGCUACCACGGCACGCUGGACUUCUCUCACAAGCUCAACACCUUCAUACUGAAGAACCCGCCCACCAAGGACCCCAGCACUGAGGGCUCGUCGCUAACCGAGGGCAACCGCGGCAAGCGCUCCAAGCGCUCCGGGCCCGGCGCCGCCAACGGCAACCACGACGACAGCAGCGACGCCAAGCCUGAAAGCGAGACGCCAGUCACCCCAGUGGCGCCAACGCCGAAGAGCAAGAAGGAGCACAAGCAUAAGCACGAUGACGACGACGACGACGGCACCUGGACCGUCGACGUCAGCGACGCGGCCGUGCGCGCCCGCAUGCAAGAUCUAACGGAGGGCGCCAAGUCGAUGACCUUAAGCGAGGACAGCGAGAAGAACGAGAAGCAGCGCAUGGACCUGUUCUACGCGUACCUCAAGCAGAAGGCCGCGGCCGGAGACGUGACCUCCACCAAGGCCUGCACCGACUUGCUGCACGAGGCCGAACGGUUGGAGGUGAAGUCGAAGGCGCCGCUGGUGCUGUUCGAGGUGCUGGUGCGGCCCGGCGCGCUGGCCGCCGACGUGCGCAAGCACCGCGCGCUGCUGCUGCGCUUCACGCACGGCGACGCGCGCGCGCAGCGCUCGGCGCUGUCCGCCGUGGACGUGCUGUGCGCGCUGCACCCCGCCCUCGUGCCCAAGGUGGCCGGCGCGCUCAAGUUGCUGUACGACCUGGACAUCGUGGAGGAGAAGGCGAUCGUGGAGUGGUUCAACAAGCCGUCGCGCAAGGCGCUGAGCAAGGAGGUGGCGGCCGAGGUGCGGCGCCGCGCGCAGCCCUUCCUGGACUGGCUGCAGCAGGCCGAGGAGGACUCCGACGAGGACGACGAGGGCGAGCUCGAGAUCGAGUACAACGACCGCGCCGCGGCGACGCCGAUGAAGGCGCAGGCCGCGGCCGCCCGGGCGCCGCGCGACGACGACGACAACGACCUCGACAUCGACGCCAUCUAGCCUGCCUGCUGCUGCUGCUGCUCCGCCCCCGCCCCCGCCUCCCCUACCAGCCUCCAGGGCGGCCGGGUGGACGCCCUCCCAAACGCGACAGACAUUCUAAAAUCAUCCGUUGAGUAUCGGUCCCGUGAUACCUUAUCUCUAUAUCCAUGACGGUAGCGUCAAAUAUAUUAUAUGCGACUUUCGGUAGUUUGGAUGUCGAUGAAUUAAUGGUUCCCCCCUAUUUGACUCUUAUUCGGUUCACCGGCCGGCGGGACGCUCUGAAAGGUCGCAAUAGAAGUGCGAGUAUAUCGCUUUUAUAAAAUAUUCAGCAUUUUCCUUCGUCUUAAUCGAGUCAUUACCUGAUUUCUUAAUUUCUCGCAAUGUACAGCUGCCGUUUAAUUUAAUUGUUCCUAUAAAAACGUAAACCUUAAAUUAAAUAUCAAAAUAACUUCAAAUACUAGUUCAUCACGCGAAUCCCGUGCAUUUAUUUAUCUGGGAUUCCCAUUGUAUGAACUCUUUCCAGUUUACAAUUUUAAAUACACUCAUGUGAUGAAAAUGGAGUUUUCGACCCAAAUACAUUACAUACAUUUGGUAAAAAAUAUGUUCUUUAUUGAAGUGAUAUACAAGUUUUUACCGAUGCUAAAAAUUAAGUUUUUUUUUUUAAUUUUGUCUUAGUCCUAAAACUUGUUAACAAAUACCUAACGAAAAUUUAAUAUAAGAAAAGACCCGAGACUAUACGUUAAAUCAGCCCCAACUCUCCAGGUAAAAUAAUGUACAGGAGGCUAACAUGAAUAUUCAGCUCGGUUACGUAUUUGACGGGUCUUUUGAAAUGCUCGAAUCAGCAAUUCGUUCAGGGUUUUUGUUGAACACGACCGUUCAUCUACUACACCCGUGACUAUAGUCGACUGCAAAUUGCCCCGUCUGUGGUGAUUGUUUAUUCUCGUCACAUAUAAAACAAGAUCGUUUAGACAUUAUUUAUUCGCUUGGAUUGCCGAACCGUAUUCAAAUCCAUAUUUUUUACCUACAAUUUAUUUGUAUGCAAUGAAUCGUUUCAUUUUUGAUGAUAUUCUUGUAAAAAUAUAUUUAUGAGAGUCGAAUUAUGUUAUUAAACCGUCGAUAUGGAUGUACGUGUGCGUCUCGUGGAGCAUUUCGAGGAGUGUGCGACCUCGCGCAGGCGCGGCGCUAGGCUCGGGUAGGACCUAGUGCCCGGCUUGGACCUAGCUAGGCUUAGAUCCGGCUUGGACCUAGCUAGGCUUAGAUCCGGCUUGGACCUAGCUAGGCUUAGAUCCGGCUUGGACCUAGCUAGGCUUAGAUCCGGCUUGGACCUAGCUAGGCUUAGAUCCGGCUUGGACCUAGCUAGGCUUAGAUCCGGCUUGGACCUAGCUAGGCUUAGAUCCGGCUUGGACCUAGCUAGGCUUAGAUCGCUACCGUUUUCUUUUACCGAAACCUCGUUCCUGUAUCUAUGUAGAUAAUUUUAUUUGAUAUAUUUAAUAUUAUAUUCUGAUUUAUACACGCGGAUUGUCACAAAAUGACUGCAAAUAAAAUGGGAUCGAGCAUUUUAAUGGAAUGUAUAAAAUUGAUAGACAUUGGUUUAGAUUUAAUUGUACAGGGAAAUGGCGCGCGGGGCUCGGCGAGGAAACUAACGCAUUGUCAUUGGAAAAUGGACUUAGUUUACAAAAAAGUGCAUUACAGGUUUUAUUUCCUACAAAACAUCUAUAGUCGCUGGCAGCUAAGGAGUUAUCGUAACAUCUGUAAUUUUAAUACAUUUUACCCCCUAUACUUAACAAUAAAACGUGUCGAAAUGAUCAGAUUCAGUCCAUAUUUCAUGUUUCAUCACAUUGUAAGCUGAAGCGUUUAAGAUCUGAUGUUAUACUCCAAGUAAAGGUAACUCUAAUGUUGGUAUCGCAAUACAGUUUCCUGGGCACCGCUCGCACUUUAGCACUUGUAUGUAACUUAGGUUAGUUUAUUUCCUAUCAAGCCUCGAGUACUGCGUUACUCGGUAACUACAUCUAUGUUUUUAUAUAACAAAAAAUUAAUCUGUCUUCUAGGCAACUUAUUAAAAAUACAAUACAUUUAAUUUACAUUUUUAAUGCCAUGUAUAGGGACCGUGCGCGUUGGAGGGUCUGCCAUCUUGUGGUCUGAAUCGGAACCAUAAACAGGCACAUUUACACGUCAAGUGUUUUCUUGUGCAUAGUAGGUUCUGCCAUCUUGUGGGCUACAUCGGAAUAAUAAAAAUCACAUUUACGCUUCGCGCCAAAAAUCUGACAUCUCCUGUGCUCCCUAUACGUCAAAAACUUCGCUUACACAACUUGACAACAUACGCCAUAAUCAUUAGCAAUUUUGGCGUUACACUGCACUGUAUACGACUUAAUUUAGUCCAAAAGGUUAAAGGGAAGGUUUUUAUAUUCUCAUUCUUGCUGGAUGUGUGUGAUCUAAAAACUUUAAAACGUUUAAUUGUAGAAACAGAAACACGCUUAACUGUCCAUCGGUGGACCUUAUGCCUUUUGUAAUAAGGUCCACCGAUGGACAAUUAAGUGUGGGCGAUGGUACUGGAAUAUCAGUUUGCAUCACAUGCACAAGGUAACGAUGAGAACAGUUGAGAAUCGGAAGCAUACCAAGAAACACGUAUUACUCGUAAGUUAUUCUAAAAACAUGGAUUUAUGUUCGAAAGUAUUUGAAAUGAGCAUAAUUUACAAUUAAAAUAUACCUUAUAGUCUAAGUAAUAAGACCCGAAUUGUAAUGAAAAUGAUGUUCAUCUCAUGUCAUUAGAAAUAUACUGAGUAACGCAGCAGUGUAAUAUAGUUUGGUAAAGCGGCCGUGCGUAGCCUGCCUCUACUACUAUCUAAAUUGCCACCUGACAACUAUGCGUUUGUUUUGUAUUCAAUACAUUUUUGGAUUCUGAA
Cydia pomonella (codling moth) is the source of this 4891-nucleotide messenger RNA. It is a transcript of the gene eIF5, whose product is annotated as eukaryotic translation initiation factor 5. Lineage: Eukaryota; Metazoa; Arthropoda; Insecta; Lepidoptera; Tortricidae. The transcript is spliced from 13 exons. Gene Ontology annotation, cellular component: cytosol. The record is from RefSeq and is a predicted model, not a curated record. Gene Ontology annotation, biological process: formation of cytoplasmic translation initiation complex; translational initiation; formation of translation preinitiation complex. Bases 654 to 2009 code for a protein of 451 amino acids. Gene Ontology annotation, molecular function: translation initiation factor activity; eukaryotic initiation factor eIF2 binding; GDP-dissociation inhibitor activity.